CACAGAACGCUACGACAUCGGCGAGUAAAGUCAAGUCAGCCUUCAGAGGUUCAGAAUCCCGUAGAGAACCGUGGAACAAAUUGUCGUGGCUACUCUUUUUUGGGGGAACAACCUAGGGACAAAAGGACAGCGUCUCCGUGCUUCUCGACAAGGCUCUUUACCAGUCUACCGACCCCCACCCUUUCUGGCCAACGAUCCGACCCCACCACCAGGACCCAGUUACCCCUGUCCAGCUGGAGGAGGACCCUCCACCACCUCUACCAGUCCAGCCAGGCCGGUCAGUCCACAGCGGUCAGCGGGGGAGUGUCAGGCCAGCAGCCAAGCUGGAGGGAGCCGGAGGAGGAGGGGAGCUGGAGCCGCAGCAGAGGCCCUCAGGGGCCGAGGGCCCGGGCUUCUUGUUGAGGUAUAGAGGCUGUGCUACUGCUGCUACAGAUGCUGAUGGCACCACUACGGAGCAGAUGGAUCCGAGAGAGCAGCAGGAGGAGGAGGAUGAUGUCAUCUCAGACGGACACACGCACAACGGGGUAACUCUGAGGAGACCCAAUGCGCUGGAGUUGCAGAAAGUGACUGAUGGAGAGGAGGAGGAGAGAGAUGGAGGGAUGGACUCUACCUCUGCAGGGGAGGAGGACUUGAAGACUUCAGACGAGGGCUUCAUGGGCAUGACGCCUCUACUACAAGCCCACCACGCCAUGGAGAAGAUGGAGGAGUUUGUUCACAAGGUGUGGGAAGGCCGGUGGCGAGUCAUUCCUCAUGACGUGCUGCCUGAGUGGCUGAAGGAUAACGAGUAUCUCCGCCACGGGCACCGGCCGCCCAUGCCCUCCUUCAGGGCCUGCUUCAAGAGCAUCUUCAGGAUCCACACUGAGACUGGCAACAUCUGGACUCACCUGCUGGGCUGUCUGUUCUUCCUGUGCCUGGGCAUCAUGUAUAUGUUUCGUUCCAACAUGUACUUUGCUGCCCCGUUCCAGGAGAAGAUAGUGAUCGGUAUCUUCUUCAUCGGGGCCAUCCUGUGUCUGUCCUUCUCCUGGCUCUUCCACACCGUCUACUGCCACUCUGAGGGCGUCUCUCGUGUCUUCUCCAAACUGGACUACUCUGGCAUAGCCUUCCUGAUCAUGGGCUCCUUUGUUCCAUGGCUCUACUACUCGUUCUACUGCUCUCCCAACCCCAGGUUAAUCUACCUGGUAGUAGUCUGUAUACUAGGAGUGUCUGCCAUCAUCGUCUCACAGUGUGACUUCUUCGCUAAGCCACAGUACCGCGGCGUCAGAGCAGGAGUGUUUGUAGGUCUGGGUCUGAGUGGUGUGGUCCCCACCCUGCACUUUGUCAUCACUGAGGGCUUGCUGAGAGCCACUACUAUGGGUCAGAUGGGCUGGCUCCUCCUCAUGGCUACGCUCUACAUCUCUGGAGCCUGUAUCUACGCAGCCCGCAUCCCAGAGAGGUUCUUCCCCGGGAAAUGUGACAUCUGGUUCCACUCUCAUCAGUUGUUCCACGUCCUGGUGGUGGCAGGAGCGUUCGUCCAUUUCCACGGCGUGUCCAACCUGCAGGCCUUCCGCUACGCUGCCGGGGCGGGCUGUGAAGAGGACAAUGCCCUGUGAAGAUCCUGCACGUCGUCACGUCAACACACCACCAGGGGGAGACACACAUGCAUAUAUAUAUACACACACACAUAUGCAUAACAGACACGGGAGACUGAUGAAGGCUCAUACACACACUGACUCCCCAGUAGCCCCGUCUCUCUCUGUACAUGUCUACAGAAACCCCUUAGAGGACACGGGGAAAAAAGACAAGGUUUUCUUUUCAGUUGGAAAAAAAUGACCUCGUUUGUUUUUCUUCUUCAUCUUGUUUUCAAUAACUGCAUCUAGGGUUUUGGACAUUUGAGACUGGUCCCCCCCUGCCCCCCCUCAAAAAAAAAAAAAAUUGUGUGAAUUUUGAGUAAUCUGUUGAAGUGGUUGUUCUGAUUAUCAUCAUUCUAAACGUUGUGCUCACUGUACAAAGCAACAAAAAAAUACAAUGUGGGGGUUUCUUAAUGCUCUAGUGGUGGGGGUUUCUUAAUGCUCUAGUGGUGGGGGUUUCUUAAUGCUCUAGUGGUGGGGGUUUCUGAAUGCUCUAGAGGUGGGGGUUUCUGAAUGCUCUAGUGGUGGGGGUUUCUGAAUGCUCUAGUGGUGGGGGUUUCUGAAUGCUCUAGUGGUGGGGGUUUCUGAAUGCUCUAGUGGUGGGGGUUUCUUAAUGCUCUAGUGGUGGGGGUUUCUUAAUGCUCUAGUGGUGGGGGUUUCUGAAUGCUCUAGUGGUGGGGGUUUCUGAAUGCUCUAGAGGUGGGGGUUUCUGAAUGCUCUAGUGGUGGGGGUUUCUGAAUGCUCUAGUGGUGGGGGUUUCUGAAUGCUCUAGUGGUGGGGGUUUCUGAAUGCUCUAGUGGUGGGGGUUUCUGAAUGCUCUAGUGGUGGGGGUUUCUGAAUGCUCUAGUGGUGGGGGUUUCUGAAUGCUCUAGUGGUGGGGGUUUCUGAAUGCUCUAGAGGUGGGGGUUUCUGAAUGCUCUAGUGGUGGGGGUUUCUGAAUGCUCUAGUGUUGGGUAGAAAAGCUUUACAGAAAGAAAGAAAGAAAAUGUAAUUAUGUGUGAAGUAUUUUUUUUCUUCCAUGAAAAGGGUGGGUGUGGCCUGGGGGGACGGGCAGGCUAGACGCUUUCCAACUUUGUUCAUGUAAAUAAGAUUUCUAAAUUCGGGUUAUAUAGAUUUGUAUUAAAUAUAUAUAAUAAUAAAUAAAUAAAAACAUUAAAUAAAUACAAAAAAAAUGUUAAGAUAUUGAAUUUUUUUUAAAAAUCGACAAAGAUGAUGAGGCAACAACCAAGAAAACACCAUCUGUGUAUAAACCAUUUGGCCAGAGGGGGGAAGUGAAGUGGGGAAUAUAGGAGAACCACACACUGUUGAAGGGAGCUAUGGCACAAAGAGUUGAGACACGUGAAGGGGAGAGGGAGAGCCAACUUCACAACGAGGGAGGAGGCUCAGCAAGGGUUAAGCCCUGGGUGGAGAUGUGACCUGUGACUGGCUGACGUUGAGCCCCAGUCGACAAAUCAGGUGCUGCAUUCUGUUCAUAUUCUUUUCAACAGUAGUGCACUACAUGAGGAAUAGGGUGCCGUUUUGUCUUGACGUGUAGCUAGUAGCUACUUCAUCUCAUUCCAUUAGACUGUGACAUCUAGUGUGUCAUCCCAGCAGUCAACACGACCCUUCCUUCCCUAACAUUAGAAACCAACGUUGGUGCUCGUCCAAAAUGGCACACUAUUCCCUUUUUUAUAUAGUGCACUACUUUUGACCAGAGCCCAACGUAAAGUCAAUAGUAGUACAACGAUAUAUAAGGGAACAGGUUUCAGUUCCUCGACCCCUCUCAGUGAAACCGUCAUCAGUGAAAGGUUGUCCGUUUCUAUCUCCUUAACCAAGUUGAGCCUCUCUUUCUGCUCUGGUAUAAAGUGACUUUGUACUACGUUUUGUGUGAAGUGUGUGAUUCAUUUAAGAUUACGGACCAAAGGGCACCGUAUUCCCUAUUUAGUGCACUACUUUUGACCAGGUAGUGCACUACUUUUGACCAGGUAGUGCACUACUUUUGACCAGGUAGUGACCUAUAUAGGGAAUAGUGUGCCAUUUGGGACCCGGAAAUAAAAACAGAAGAUCAAUAUUUCAGAACAAAAUAUGCAUCUCUAAAAUGUGUUUUUUUAUUUGAUUUUGAAUGUUAUUAUUUAGUCUAUUAUUCAUUAUCAUCACAGGCUUUAAGUUGGGGGUUUUAUUGAUCCAAUACCGUUGUGAUUGUGUCUGGUUUGGGGAGGUUUUCUUGAUCCAAUACCGUUGUGAUUGUGUCUGUUUUGGGGAGGUUUUCUUGAUCCAAUACCGUUGUGAUUGUGUCUGGUUUUUGGGGAGGUUUUCUAUUCUCUUUUAAAGGGUGUGUAUGUGAUUUUGAAAAGGUUGAAACAUGUAAUAGCAGAUUCCCUCAGAGCGGUUUCACAACACUCUGGGGGGUCUGUUUAGAGCUUCGUGUAUUAGGGCUCGAUUCAAUCCAUUGCUGCAGUUCAGCGUUAAAACACGAUUUGACAUUUUAAAAGCAAUCGUCCCGCUGAGACUGCAUUCGUGGUAAACGCUGCGUAAGUCGGCUCAAUGGGAGGUGAGCUUCGGCGGUACGGAUUGAAUUGAGUCCUUUUUAGUUAUUCAUAUGUAUCAGAUCUACUUUCUAGACGUGUAUCUACGCCACGGUGCACAGCUGUGCUGAAGCUGAGAGCCUUCUUUCUCUCUCCACUUCAGAUUCAUCCGCCACACACCUGCUCAGUCGUACUGCUUCUGUACCUGUCGCUCCAGUUGAAACACUAACAGACAUGUAUUCAUUAUGACGAUAUACAGGCAAGGCGGUGCAUCUGAGACCAGGCUAGGAGGUCCCUUAAUGCUCUGUGUUGAGACGAUAUAGAUGUCUUCUCAAUCUUCAGACCCAGAAUUACAAGGCCUUUUGUUUCAUUGUGACAUUUCAACAGAAAAAAACAUCAAAGGAAAACAGAUGUUUGUUGUUUUUUAAUUAUUAAUUUAUUUCUUUUUGUUUGUUUGUUUGGGGAAGUGCAUAUUGUUUGUUUGUUUGGGGAAGUGCAUAUUGUUUGUUUGUUUGGGGAAGUGCAUAUUGUUUGUUUGUUUGGGGAAGUGCAUAUUGUUUGUUGAAGCACGUGUCCAGUGGUGACUGUGGGAUUUACAAUAGGUCUUUAUAUCUGCUGUAAUUGUUCUAAUAAAAAGGGUUUGGAUUCUG
Messenger RNA from Oncorhynchus mykiss (rainbow trout), 4761 nucleotides. NCBI's taxonomy places the organism in Eukaryota, Metazoa, Chordata, Actinopteri, Salmoniformes, Salmonidae. The record is from RefSeq and is a predicted model, not a curated record.